AUGAAGAACACGAUCGAUGCGUUUUUCACGCCGAGGACGCGGGAGACGAUCGAGCGAACGUCGAGGGAGACGUCUUCGGGGAACGAUGUAGACGGUGGGUCGAGAUUUUCUCGGUGUCCGGUGUGCGAAAAAGACGUGUUGUCGAUAUUUCUGGCGUCGCACGCGGACGGGUGCGAGGGAAAGACGAGACGGGAGUCGACGAGCGGGAGUCGACGAGCGGCGAAACCAGAGACGAGUUUCGCCGUGAAAGCAUCGAUGAGCGGCGCGAACGCUUUUGACAGCAUGAUGGCGGCGCAAAAGGAACGCGAACGCGUCAGGACUUUUACGAUGAAGUACGACGCAUCUCUCGGAAGAUGGCGAGCGAUGUUGGAAAAGACAGCGAGUACGCAAACCGCGACUUGGUCGGGUAAAGUCGUCGUGAAGGAGAAACUUGCGAGCGGCUCGACGUGUACGACGACGUUGAAACUGAUUUACGAGGCGAAUGAAAACAUCAAGGUUACAGAACACGACGCAUCGAUCCUUAGCGCCAUGGCUGAAGCUCGAGAGGUGAUGGAUAUGAAAGCAAAGCGUGCCGCCUCGGUCGGCGAUGGCGAGCAGCUUAAAGUGAGCGUCGUAAAAUCUGCGCUCCAGAAAAAUGUCCGCCGCGGCAGAUCCGUCGCGGCGACUCGUGUGGCGACGCACAUGUCCCUCCAGCCGGAUUCGUUCGUGGAGCUCGUUCGCAGGUUGGUCAUCAUAUCCCUCGAGGAUGCUAUUCUGCACCACGAGGUGCCAACUUUGACUUGGCUCAUGUGCGCCACGAGCAAGGGAUUCCAACCGUCGGACGCGAUGCGUGCGUGCGUUGUGCGCAUCGCUGGAGAGAUAGCCGCAGUCUCGACGAAGGACAAAGUGACGUACGGCGCCGCACGAACGGGAUGUGAGGACCCACUGACACUGAACGACGUCGAGGCGCAGCUACCCGAGGAGGAAUCAACUCUUGUUCAAUCUCUGAUCAUUCGUGCGCAGUUCGGCGGUAUGCCCGGCGAUGUCGCGAUGCUUCGUGGAUUCUCGCGCGUUUGGCUCGAUAGAUUCAAAGAAAAAACGUCCACUGUUCCACCAGAAUACGACUCUUUACGCAACGUGGAAAUCAUCGAGGAGUCGACCACGAACAGGACGCCGUGGCUUUCCUUUCUGGAGCAUACGUUCGAAGAUGCGAGGGAUUCAAACGAAGCGGAGGCGUGUAAAUGGGGUGGCUUCAUGCGUCGGAGCGAUAUCCCGAUCGCCGCCGUCGAUUUCCACGUAUCGAACUGUGUUGAAAGUAUUCUUCAGACGCCGACGAUUCGGUUGCGAAUCGUCGACGCGGCUAAAGAGCUAGGUUUGGGAGACGAUGUGAACGCCACGGAUACCGUCAAGAGUGCUAUUUGGCGACACAGUGCGGGUGUGAACUUCAAGCGCGCGAUCGAGACACGAAGUGCGAAAAAAGUAGUAAAGUCUAGGCCGGAAACAAAGCCGUCUCGCGACGACGAACUCCUGCUCGCAAUAUGGGACAUAGUUAACGAAGAUUUGGAGCGUUGGGUCACGCGCUAUCUCGCAUUCCGAAUGCCGCGUUGA
Molecule: messenger RNA, 1587 nt
Organism: Ostreococcus tauri
Lineage: Eukaryota; Viridiplantae; Chlorophyta; Mamiellophyceae; Mamiellales; Bathycoccaceae
Product: unnamed product
Exons: 1
Coding region: 1-1587 (528 amino acids)
Source: RefSeq, a predicted model, not a curated record